GCUGCGCGCGGCACGUUUAUGUCAGAGUACGACAUAGUACAAAAUCGUGUUGUUUUUAAGUUUUUAACGAAAUAAACGAAAAACUUUAAUUAUUAUCUUGAAUGUAUAGUUAUUAAUUAAAUUUUCUACUAUAAUUAACAUUUUGUUAAAACCCCGAACAUGUCUGCAAGUGAAGGGCGAAGUGCACAGUCGAACUUGCAUCAGCAAGAUCUUUCUAAAUUGGAUGUUACAAAGUUGUCUGCUUUAUCUCCUGAAGUAAUAUCAAGACAAGCUACUAUCAACAUUGGGACUAUUGGACAUGUAGCUCAUGGAAAGUCCACAGUUGUAAAAGCCAUAUCAGGCGUCCAAACCGUCAGAUUUAAAAACGAACUUGAAAGGAACAUUACGAUUAAGUUAGGAUACGCCAACGCAAAAAUCUACAAAUGCGACAAUCCGAAAUGUCCGCGACCAACCAGCUACAUCUCUGGUAGUUCGUCCAAGGACGACAACUUCCCGUGUCUCCGCCCCGCUUGCACGGGUCGUUUCCAACUUGUCCGCCAUGUUAGCUUCGUGGACUGCCCCGGUCACGACAUUCUCAUGGCAACAAUGUUGAACGGAGCCGCUGUCAUGGACGCAGCGCUGUUACUUAUCGCCGGUAACGAAUCCUGCCCCCAACCGCAGACAAGUGAACAUUUAGCAGCUAUAGAGAUUAUGAAAUUGAAACAUAUACUCAUCCUCCAGAACAAAAUAGAUCUUGUGAAGGAAGGACAAGCCAAGGAGCAACAUGAACAAAUCGUGAAGUUCGUACAAGGCACAGUUGCGGAAGGAUCUCCAAUUAUCCCUAUUUCUGCUCAGUUAAAAUAUAACAUUGAGGUCCUGUGCGAGUACAUAACAAAGAAGAUUCCGGUGCCACUACGAGAUUUCACGUCGCCACCGAGGAUGAUAGUGAUCCGUUCAUUUGACGUAAACAAACCUGGUUGUGAAGUUGACGACCUCCGGGGUGGAGUCGCCGGUGGUUCCAUACUUCAGGGCGUGCUCACUGUUGGAAUGGAAAUUGAAGUGCGGCCGGGGCUGGUGAGCAAGGACGCGGAGGGGCGGCUGACGUGCCAGCCGAUCUUCUCGCGCAUCGUGUCGCUGUUCGCGGAGCAGAACGAGCUGCAGUACGCCGUGCCCGGCGGCCUCAUCGGCGUCGGCACGCGCAUCGAGCCCACGCUCUGCCGCGCCGACCGCCUCGUCGGACAGGUUCUAGGCGCUGUAGGAACUUUGCCGGGAAUAUUCGUGAAGCUUGAAGUUUCCUAUCAUUUGCUUAAACGUCUCCUUGGAGUUCGCACAGAAGGAGAUAAGAAAGCAGCUAAAGUGCAGAAACUGACUAGGCAUGAGAUGUUGCUUGUUAACAUUGGUUCAUUAAGUACUGGUGGAAGAGUUAUUGCCACUAAAGCUGAUUUAGCUAAAAUCGCCCUCAACAACCCUGUAUGUACUGAAAUAGGAGAAAAGGUGGCUCUUAGCAGAAGAGUAGAAAACCAUUGGCGGUUAAUUGGUUGGGGUCAGAUACAAGGAGGUGAGACCAUAGACCCCGUGAAGAAUUGAAGCUGUUAAGAAAGCCUUUAUAUAUUUAUCUAUUGUCACAUAUUUAAUAAAAAUAUAAAUUAC
This is a messenger RNA of Parnassius mnemosyne (clouded apollo), 1629 nucleotides long. Lineage: Eukaryota; Metazoa; Arthropoda; Insecta; Lepidoptera; Papilionidae. The record is from the annotation of a GenBank genome assembly.